GCCAACAGGACACACAGCUCAACGGGCUGGAUAAGGAACCAAGAAAAAAGUAUCUGUUAGAGUCAUUUUGAUCUUUUCAUCUCUUUUCAUCUUGCUCUCUCUCUCUCUCUCUCUCUCUCUCUCUCUCUCUCUCUCUCUCUCUCUCUCUCUCUCUCUCUGAUUUUACUUUGUUCACUCUCUUCACUUUAUCUAGUCUUGACCUAUAACUUUAUGGACUCAGGCCUAGUUUAACGUUGCAAUAUCUGCGGGAUUCUGAGCAAGAUGUCAGUGCAGUUGACCUUUGUGGUUUUUGUCUUUCUGACCAUCAAUGGACUCUGCUCAGACACUUAUCAGGCCAAAGAUGCAAUGGAAGAAGAGAUACUAAGCAGCCUCUUUACUUCAGAGCUAGAACAGAACAGACACAGCUCCCCCCUGUGGCAGAUGCCUGUAAUUAACAUGUGCCGGAUGUUGGCGAGGGUUAGUGAGCCCUGGCAGGAGGAUUGGUACGCAAACAGGUUCCAGAAAGCUAAUGAUCAAAGGGUUUCCACUGCUGUGAGCCAAACAUCGCAGGAACUCUAUGACCUCCUGACCCUCUGCAGAAUCCUCCAUCCCAGAGAGCUUGACAAAGAAUACCUUGAAGUGGACCAGAACAGUGACAUGCCGCUGAAACGAAAAUCUCCAUAUAUUUUAAAGAGGCAACUCCACAGCAAGAAAGCAAGAAGGCCAUAUAUUCUGAAACGAAGUUCAUUUUACUGAACCCUAUGACCAUCAACAAACAGACACUUUACACAAAUAUGUUGCUAUUUUCCCAGUAGUAAAAACUAAGCUGGUUUACGUGUAUACUUUUGGUUUGCUCUAUCUUAUUGUCACACUGGAGUCUUGUCCCAUGUUUUCUUCUACUGAGGGA
Messenger RNA from Silurus meridionalis, 886 nucleotides. It is a transcript of the gene nts, whose product is annotated as neurotensin. Lineage: Eukaryota; Metazoa; Chordata; Actinopteri; Siluriformes; Siluridae. Gene Ontology annotation, molecular function: neuropeptide hormone activity. The transcript has 4 exons. The coding region runs from base 262 to 735 and encodes 157 amino acids. Gene Ontology annotation, cellular component: extracellular region. The record is from RefSeq and is a predicted model, not a curated record.